ACAUCCGGAAUGUCAGCGCACCGGUCGAAAAGCGCACCGGUCGAAAAGGACACCGUCGAGAGAGAGAGAGAGAGAGAGAGAGAGAGAGAGAGAGAGAGAGAGAGAGAGAGAGAGAGAGAGAGAGAGGGAGAGAGAGAGAGAGAGAGAGAGAGAGAGAGAGAGAGAGAGGGAGGGAGGGAGGUAGGGAGGGAGGGAGGGAGGGAGGGAGGGAGGGAGGGGAGGGAGGGAGGGAGGGAGGGAGGGAGGGAGGGAGGGAGGGAGGGAGGGAGGGAGGGAGCGAGGGAGGGAGGGAGGGAGGGAGGGGAGGGAGAGAGAGAGAGAGAGAGAGAGAGAGAGAGAGAGAGAGAGAGAGAGAGAGAGAGAGAGAGAGAGAGAGAGAAAGAAAGAGGGAGGGGUAGAGAGAGAGUGGUAGAGAGUGAGAGCAAGAGACGUAGAGAAAAGGGGAGUGAGAGAGGCAGCAAGUGGCGGGCGGCCAGCGGCCAGCGGAGGUGGCGAGCAGCAGUGAUUGGAGAAGGACGUCAAGCGAACCAACAUCAGAUUCCUGGCAAUAGCAACAGAGGUGGAAACCGACGGAGAGAAGACCUCGGAACCUCCAGAAAAAAUCAAGGAAUUACUGAAGGAGUUCCACGACAUUCUCCCCGACGACCUCCCGGACGAGCUACCGCCAUACCGAACGCACAAACACGAGAUCGUGGAGGAACCAGGUUCAAAGCCGACCUUCCGAGCACCAUAUCGGCUCAGCCCCACCGAGCUAGCCGACAUGAAGAAGCGGAUCGAGUCUCUCCUCGCGAAAGGACUCAUCUGACCAUCAAAUUCACCGUACGGUGGCCCCAGGCCAUCACUCCUUAUUGACAAUCAAGGUACCUGCAACCG
Molecule: messenger RNA, 873 nt
Organism: Closterium sp. NIES-67
Lineage: Eukaryota; Viridiplantae; Streptophyta; Zygnematophyceae; Desmidiales; Closteriaceae
Source: the annotation of a GenBank genome assembly